CUUCCAAGAUUUUGUCGUGGCAAGUUAGUUUUUUUGCUAUGUCGAUUUGUAUCGUUGAUGAUCUCAGCAGCCUAUUGCUGUAGGCAUGCUUAAAUACCUGGGCACCCAUGACCCAGCCCCCUUUCCUCGGGCACACGAUGCACCACCUCCUUAAACGCCUCUCUCAUGACAUCAAAUCUCGCCUCCAAAUUCCGAUCUUCCUCUUCCUCCGCAACAGGCCACCCAAGCCUCUGCAUCUUCCACCUCGCCCCCAGCAUCUCAGGACAACACAUCGCCUCUCUCGCAUGUAACAAAACAGCGUCCCGCCAACACAAGUACUCGUCCAUCUCCUCGUACCCCGGCUCCACGAAAACAGCAUACCCCCACCUCCUACCCGGCACAUCUUUAAUCUCGUCCCAGAGCCGGCGGACCCACGGUCUCGCCUUCGCGAGCGCAGCCCGAUCAGCAGAAGAGGAGAAGGAGUCCUCGAGUCCCAUCGCUAGCGCGACAACCCGCUUCCACGCCUGCUCCUCGGCGUUCGCAAUCGCGCGAGCCUCAUUUUCUUCGUACAGCAGCUCGCGCACCUUUCUUAGCCGCGACGUGGUCUCGGCGAAGUGUUCCUGGGAGACGGCGCUGGCGCGUCACUCGGCUGGCAUGAGAUCGAGCCAGUACCGAUUUUUCAGCAAGUCGACUUCGGCCUGCGAGAGCUGCUCUGGCGAUUCGGCCGCCCGCAGCAGCAACGCCGGCUUUGAUAGCGGGGUAGUGGCUGCGAUGUUCGCUAUCUGAUCUGCGUUUCAGGGUCCGGGAAGUCGAGAAUGCGUCUCCUGUUCUCGUCUGUGAUUGAUGAUGGAUCGGACUGGGCUUGUCCUUCUAUGUCGGGGAAACGUUGGAUAAGUUCGUCUGCGUUUUCUAUUUGCCGGCGCACGCGGAUGAAUGAUUUGAUGAGGUGGUCCAUGGUGAUCGUCCAAGGAAAUGAGGUACAGGAUUAUGUUAGAUGGUGGUUGUAAAUUCUGCAAUAGAGCACGGCACGGCAUAAUGUGGGGACGUAAGUAAGGGGUGACUGGAGCUUUUACGCCGCUAAGGGAAGAAUUUCCUAAC
Annulohypoxylon truncatum is the source of this 1077-nucleotide messenger RNA. RefSeq lists its product as uncharacterized. The record is from RefSeq and is a predicted model, not a curated record. The coding region runs from base 166 to 765 and encodes 199 amino acids. Lineage: Eukaryota; Fungi; Ascomycota; Sordariomycetes; Xylariales; Hypoxylaceae. The transcript has a single exon.